AUGCCGUACAAGGAAGAGUCGAGACUGCUCAGGCAAAGACCGGCUUCUUUCGUCUCGCCGCGCACGCUAGCUUACAUCGACACGGGUGCAGCUUUUGAAGCUAACGGAUGGGUGCCAGUUCGCUACCACCCCAAGCCGACAGCUUUGUUCGAGCUCCUGCAGUCUGCCAGUUGCCUGCUUCCACUUCCGGCACUUGCCGUGGGCUGGAAGGCGGUGGGCUCUCCAGUCGGCUCGAACCUUGGGAAGGCGCACCGCUCGCGUCUUCGCAUCAAUCGUCCUGCGCAGCGCAACAGCCACACCGGGCUGGAUCCUCCGCGUCAAGGGACUUCGUACUGGAGCCACGGAGGCGUGUAUUGCGUAAAAGAGCGGGGCCAGGAGCAGCCUCCGCUUGCCGAGCUCGGGAAGCGGCGGUUUACUGGGGCCUAUGAGCGCAGGCUCAUGGACCUUCAACCGGUGCGACCGGGAGGCGAUUGGGCGCGCGGGCCAUCAACCCUCGACAAGCUUCGAUACGUUACCGAGGUGCUGCGGGCAAUGGGGGACCAGAGACAGACAAUGGCGUGCAAGCCCAUCCCCGCAUGGUGA
Messenger RNA from Thermothelomyces thermophilus ATCC 42464, 582 nucleotides. RefSeq lists its product as uncharacterized. The record is from RefSeq and is a predicted model, not a curated record. NCBI's taxonomy places the organism in Eukaryota, Fungi, Ascomycota, Sordariomycetes, Sordariales, Chaetomiaceae. The transcript is spliced from 2 exons. Bases 1 to 582 code for a protein of 193 amino acids.